Messenger RNA from Salvelinus sp. IW2-2015, 481 nucleotides. RefSeq names its product eukaryotic translation initiation factor 3 subunit I. Gene Ontology annotation, cellular component: eukaryotic translation initiation factor 3 complex, eIF3m. The record is from RefSeq and is a predicted model, not a curated record. Lineage: Eukaryota; Metazoa; Chordata; Actinopteri; Salmoniformes; Salmonidae. Gene Ontology annotation, biological process: cytoplasmic translational initiation. Gene Ontology annotation, molecular function: RNA binding; protein binding; translation initiation factor activity.
UAUAACCUCUCUGUCUGUCUACCUCACAGCUGUUUGAUUCUACAACUUUAGAUCACAUCAAGUCCUUCAAGACAGAGAGACCUGUCAACUCUGCUGCCAUCUCCCCCAUCAUGGACCACGUGGUGAUGGGAGGAGGUCAAGAGGCCAUGGAGGUCACCACCACCUCCACCAGGAUAGGCAAGUUCGAGGCCAGGUUCUUCCACGCAGCUUACGAAGAGGAGUUUGGCAGGGUCAAGGGUCACUUCGGACCCAUCAACUGUGUAGCUUUCCACCCGGACGGCAAGAGCUAUUCCAGUGGAGGAGAAGACGGUUACACGAGGAUCCAUCACUUUGACCCCCAGUACUUUGACUUUGAGCUGGAGGCGUAAACAGGAGACGAGCAGCGAUACAUCCCUCAUCAGCUGAUAACAGUAACUCCAGACAGGCUAUACUCACCCUCAUCAGCUGAUAUCAGUAACUCCAGACAGGCUAUACUCACCUC